UCUGGGGCUCUGCGCGCCGUAUCGAGCAUCGACCUUCGACCCGACCGUAUCUGGCUCUCUCGCCCGGUCGCCCCGCGUUUCGGCCCCACCUCGUUCUUCCCUGGAAUCUAGCCAGCCAGACAGACUUCCGUCCCCCUCUAUCGCCGGCGGCGGAGAACCUGCGGCGAGACGAGAUGACGGUGGCUGCGGGGGUGGGGUACGCGCUGAUCGCGCUGGGCCCCGCCUUCUCCCUCUUCACCGGCGUCAUCGCCAAGAAGCCCUUCCUCGUCCUCACCCUCCUCUCCAGCACAUUGUUUUGGCUUAUAAGUUUGAUAGUCAUCUCGGGAAUAUGGAGGGGGUUUCUUCCUGUAAAAUCAGGAGCAUGGUGGCCAUAUGUACUUCUGAUCCUUACAUCUGUUAUGUUUCAAGAAGGCAUCCGUCUUGUCUUCUGGAGGCUUUACAAGAAAGUGGAAGAGAUGUUAGAUGCAUUUGCCGAUAGAAUAUCUAAACCACGUCUCUCUUUGACAGACAAGAUGCUCAUUUCUUUAACUGGUGGUUUAGGUCAUGGACUCGCUCAUGCAGUCUUUUUCUGUCUCAGCCUUUUAACUCCAGCAUUUGGUCGAGCCACAUUUUAUGUCGAAAGGUGCUCCAGGAUGCCAUUUUUCCUAGUGUCAGCCAUCAUUUCACUUGGAUUCUUGCUCAUCCAUACUUUCUCGAUGAUUAUUGCUUUUAAUGGAUAUGGAGAGAGAAAGAAAAGUGACCAGAUCUUUGUCCCAGUGGUUCAUUUGAUUGCUGCUGUAAUGACACUAAUUAACCUUGCGCCAGGAGGCUGUCUCAUUGGUACGCCUUUGUUAUGCGUCAUGGCUGCGGUUACCUUACAGUACUCAUGGCGAAUGGUAGAGCAGAGACUAACUGAGCAGCAGCAUCGUCAGUUUAACAGCUAGCGUUUGCCCUAUGCUCGUUGCAUGAAAUUUCAUCUUGUAGGCUUGUCUGUAUGUUGUUCUUUUGCUAGGACAACAGUGCGUAGAUUUAGUGAUUAUGCUACUAGCGUGCUAAGAUUAUUAAAACAAUGUUCACGGUGAGCCCGUGCCUUUCUGUUGGGUUGCUCCUGGUACUUCUACUGUGAUGAUCUUAUUGUUAUAUGGAUAGGUGCAAAGUUUCAUCGCUCA
Brachypodium distachyon (stiff brome) is the source of this 1148-nucleotide messenger RNA. RefSeq names its product gamma-secretase subunit APH1-like. Gene Ontology annotation, molecular function: protein-macromolecule adaptor activity. Lineage: Eukaryota; Viridiplantae; Streptophyta; Magnoliopsida; Poales; Poaceae. The transcript has 6 exons. Gene Ontology annotation, cellular component: endoplasmic reticulum; membrane; gamma-secretase complex. Gene Ontology annotation, biological process: positive regulation of catalytic activity; protein processing. The record is from RefSeq and is a predicted model, not a curated record. The coding region runs from base 174 to 923 and encodes 249 amino acids.